This is a messenger RNA of Danaus chrysippus (African queen), 1329 nucleotides long. The record is from the annotation of a GenBank genome assembly. NCBI's taxonomy places the organism in Eukaryota, Metazoa, Arthropoda, Insecta, Lepidoptera, Nymphalidae.
AUGUCGCGUCGGGUCCGAAGUUGCCAAGAGUGGGAGGUGCGUGCUUCUACUUUUGCUUUGAAAACAACAAAUCCCAUACGGAAAAUCGUUGAAAAUUUACAAGUUGAGCCGAAUCCUGAAAAGGAAUUCAUAGCGCUAUCCAUUGGUGACCCUACAACUUUUGGGAACCUUAAUCCCCCGGAACAAGUUUUGCAAGCUGUGAGGGAUAGUAUUGAAUUACAUACGAGUCGAGGAUAUGGACCUUCGAAAGGUCAUAACGAGGCACGUGCUGCCGUUGCGAAGUACAGUGCCCAUCAGGGUGACGUAGAUCCUGAAGAUGUGAUACUCACGAGUGGAGCUUCUCAUGCUAUUGAAAUGGCCAUAACUGCGAUCGCUGACAGCGGACAGAAUAUUCUGGUUCCCCGACCUGGUUUCAUGAUAUAUCAAACACUAGCAGAAGGUCUUGGGAUAACAAUCAAAUUCUACAGUUUACUCCCUAACGAGCAGUGGAAAGUUGACCUUGAUGAUUUGGAAGGCCAAAUUGACGAUGACACUGCCGCCAUUAUCGUCAUUAACCCCUCAAAUCCAUGUGGUUCAGUUUAUGAUAAGGAACAUUUAAUAGAAAUUUUAGAUAUAGCUUCUCGAAACCGAGUGCCGAUUAUAGCUGACGAAAUCUACGAGCACUUCGUUUUCUCGGGCCACAAAUUUACACCGAUCUCAGCGAUAUCGGAAGAUGUUCCUGUGCUGACAUGCAGCGGCCUCACAAAGCGGUUCCUAGUUCCGGGUUGGAGAAUGGGUUGGCUGAUUAUACACGAUCGCAAUAAUAUUUUAGGGAAGGAGUUGCGAGGAGCGUUGGGCAAUAUAUCAACCAGGAUUCUCGGCCCCAGUACUUUAAUUCAGCGAGCUUUACCAAGCAUUCUAGAAUAUACACCGCAAAGUUUCUUCGAUGACGUGUUGUUGUUUAUCGAGAAUCAAGCUAAGUUAGCAUAUAAAGAGUUAUGUAUGGCACCCGGAUUGAGACCCAUUAUGCCUCAAGGUGCUAUGUACAUGAUGAUCGAAAUAAAAAUGCAAUUCUUCCCAGAAUUUAAAAACGAAUGCCAAUUUUUGGAACACUUAGUGGCGGAGCAAUCGGUAUUCUGUUUACCUGGACAGUGUUUUAAAUAUCCUAAUUACUUGCGAAUCGUGUUAACGGUCCCGGAAGAUAAGUUACAAGAGGCCUGCCGAAGAAUCAUCAUAUUUUGUAAAGAACAUAUCGUUUAUGCAGAGAAACGGUUGGAAAAUAUGAUAAAUGAGGAGUCCAAUAAUAUACAAAUAUGCGAUAGCAACCUACCUCAAGUCUCUGACGUCUGA